Anguilla rostrata (American eel) is the source of this 3732-nucleotide messenger RNA. RefSeq names its product TraB domain containing (gene trabd). Bases 507 to 1592 code for a protein of 361 amino acids. The transcript has 10 exons. Lineage: Eukaryota; Metazoa; Chordata; Actinopteri; Anguilliformes; Anguillidae. The record is from RefSeq and is a predicted model, not a curated record.
GAGCCGCUAAAGGAAGCAGCGAAUGGAAACUCGCAGUGAUUUUCACAGGACUAUCAAACGCUUGACUUACAUCUUAAAAACAUAUAUAAUAGGCUUUACUGACUCGUCUCACCAUGUUCGACGUAACUAUCUCAAUCUGUGAACUGCUGUAUCAGAAUACACCUUUACUUUCCCAUUUGCCUUAGAUUCCAGUGUCUACAAACAGAAGAAUUACAUCCAUUCACAUGUCCCCAAUGUUAAAUUAUAAUUGUUUGGCUUUAUAAUUGUAAUUGUUUGGCUUUGUCCAAAUGGGAGGAAAUGUCAAAGUCAGUUUACAGCACCUCUGCAAGUAUAUGAAUACACAAUAUAUAUUUCAGUAUUUCAAUAUGCCUUAACUACAAUACCCAGAAUACCUUGCAAGCGUAGAGAAGUCGUGUCAGACGGAGUGCAGAAGUGAAAGCAGUCAGGGUGGUCCAUUUCGGUUACGCAAGCGGGAGAAGAGUUCACCGGUAUCCACGGCCUGAACCAUGGACCAAGAAAGCAAUUCGGAGGAGGAGUCUGUAGGCCCCUCUGAGGACGACACAUUACCCAGUCUACCCCCAGGCCUCUCCGACGCCCAGGCGGUGGCGCUCCUGUGGCGGGUGCGGGCCCAGCGGCGGCGGCCUUCGCCGGACCUCCCGGAGACGGUCACCCUCCUCACCGCGCCCGACGGCAGCCUGGUCUACCUGGUGGGCACGGCGCACUUCAGCGACAGCAGCAAGCAGGACGUCUCCACGACCAUUCGGGCCGUGCAGCCGGACGUGGUGGUGGUGGAGCUCUGCCAGUACAGGGUCUCCAUGCUGAAGAUGGACGAGAGAACGCUGCUCAAAGAAGCCAAGGACAUCAACCUGGAGAAGGUGCAGCAGGCUAUUAGACAGAAUGGGGUGAUGUCAGGGCUGAUGCAGAUUCUGCUGCUGAAGGUGUCGGCUCACAUCACGGAGCAGCUGGGCAUGGCCCCCGGCGGGGAGUUCCGGGAGGCCUUCAAAGAGGCAGGCCGGGUGCCCUUCUGCAAGUUCCACCUGGGCGACCGACCAAUCACGGUCACCUUCAAACGAGCCAUCGCCGCGCUCAGCCUGUGGCAGAAGGCGAGGCUGGCCUGGGGUCUCUGCUUCCUGUCCGACCCGAUCAGUAAGGAGGACGUGGAGAAGUGCAAGCAGAAGGACCUGCUGGAGCAGACCAUGUCGGAGAUGAUAGGGGAGUUCCCGGCCCUCCACCGCACCAUCGUGGCCGAGAGAGACAUCUACCUCACCCACACCCUCCGGCAGGCCGCGCGCUGUGUGGAGGCGCCCCCUAAUGGCCAGAAAGUGCCUGCAGUGGUUGUAGGAGUGGUUGGAAUGGGCCACGUCCCGGGCAUCGAAAGGAACUGGGACCAACAACUCAACAUUCACGAGAUCAUGAGUGUGGCUCCGCCCUCCCGGUUCAGCUGGCUGCUACGGACGGUGCUGAAGGGGGCGAUGCUGGGAGUGCUGGGCUACGCCUGUUACCGGGCGGGAGGGGGCAUUGGGAGGGUCCUUCUGUCCGUGCCGGCGGUCCAGUCGCUCCUGGAGAGCCUACGACCUCCCCCCGCCCCCUAACUGGAAGCUCCGCCCCCCCCCCCCGGACAGACUGCGUACAACACCCACUGGCCUUAAAACACAAGGGGCGGGGCUUGGGGGGAGGGGGCUCACCGUUCCUGGGCAAAACGAAUGGCCGAGUCCGGAGGAACGAGGGUCAGACCACGCCCUCUUCUCUUCCCUCGGGCUCCGCCCACCAAACUUUUAUUGGUCCGUGCACGGAACCUCAAAGUGUCUGUUCUGUCUGCAACGUGAAUAACACCAGGAUACUUAGAAGGUUUUUAAAAUGGCUGCCUUGACUUUGUUUAAAAUCCCCCCCCAAACGUGUUACAGUGGACUGUUCCUUGCGGAGGAGGACCGUUACUCGCCCGGAGAUCCGAAACCCCAGCUGAUCCCAGAUCAGCCAUCGCGGGCCUGGCUGAGCCGCGAGACUGAUCUGAGAUCAGCGGGGGGGGGAGGUCACAGGGGCGGAGACCGUCGGAGCGAAGCGUCUGUUCGCGGAGAAUACCGCCAGCGACGCCUCCGCAAGAUCGCGAGAAAAGUGCCCCGCCGACCGCCCUGUUAAAAACCAGCACUUUACCGGGUCGACCAGUAGCGGGUCUGCUCGCCCCCUGUGCCGGAAAAGGGAACUCCACCCAAAAAAUCUGGAUUUUUUUUGUGCCAUCUUACCUUCGGAAUAAUUGGCUUGACCUGUUUUUUCGUGUGUCAAAUCUAAGUCGUUCACCACCUCAUUUAAGUGAAUGGAGGUCUCCUAUGAAUUGGACAAUACUGUAUAAUGACGACAGAUCUGCCGGUCUCUCUGUAUUUCUGAAGGCACGAUAAGUAACUGGCGUAACUGACGGUUUGGAGUCUUUAUACUUUGAUCAGAACUGCAGCCCCGCUAAAUUUUCAGCUUUUUUCUGCUCUACGACGGGGACAGGCGAAGCCGUAUACCCGUUGUUUGGGGCGUGGCUCCGUACAUUAAAAAAUUUUUUUCCGACCUACAGUAUUAUUCCUGACGCAUUCGAAAAGAGACGGGUAAAUUCUUCUUAAGGUGAUGGCCGACGGUAAACGAUGAAUUUUGGCUGGAAUUCCCCUUUUGUGGAUUGAAUCCCGGUGUCCCCGGCUUGGCCCGAACCUGGGUCCGUAUCGCUGAAGUAUCUUGGAGCAGGAGCGCUGAUCUCCGAUCAGUUUGGCCUCUCGGCUCAUCGUGGCUGAGGUCGGGGUAUGACCGAGGGAGCCUGACUCUAGAUCAGCUCUCCUGCUAACUUGGUCUUAGAGCUUUGUGUUUUUUUUACCUGCUCGGUGCAGGUGUGUGGCCACCAAAGACUAUGCAUAUCUCCCACAAUGCAAUGGCGUUUUAAUAGCGACUUAGUUUUAAUUAAUUGUUACUUUUUAAAAUGGAAUCUAUGCGGUUUAUGUGUUGGUACAGCGGGUCUUUGUCGAAUACCACAGCGACCGAACGCAAUGAAGUGGCCGACGGGCCAGGCCCCGUGUUCACUAAGCACCUCAGACUAAGAGCACUGAUCUCGGAUCAGUUUUUAAAUUUAGCUCCGAAUGCACGAGGCUGUGAAACGGACGCAAGAAAUCCAAUCCCAGUUCAGCUCGUUCCCGGAGAGGCUUUAUGAAUGGGGGCUCUGGAGCGAGCCAGUUGCCGUGGUUACAGUCAGAAUUAUUUUUCAGCUUGGUUAGCCGCGACCUAGCAGCUAACCAUAGCAGCGCAGUGCUAACAUCUCACAGAGCCAAACGAUAAUUACCACUACAGUAACUCUAAUAACCGUAACGGCGCCAUUGGUCGCUAACAAAUUAUUCCCGGGGCGAAUUGCCGUUCGCCGAGGUUUCGCGGUCAAGCAGCCACGACGGUCAGCGUUGCGCUUCUCUCUCGCGUCGCAGUCGACCGCAAAUAGACCAUCUUGGUUGUUGCAAAAUGUUUUUUCUUUUUUUUUUCUUUUUUUUUUUUUCUUGUAAAUGUGAAUGUGGCGGGGACGCCGCGGGCUACGUCGCCAGCUACGUCGCUAACUGAGGCGUUACGCACACACGACCGGAACAGUGCCUCCUGUCAAUCCCACAGAUCUGAGAUGGAGGGAGCGGUUGGAGAAAGAGGAAUGUAUAGUGGGAGAAAAGAAUCUGGUGGGCCUCUUUAAAAAAAAAAAUAAAAUAAAAUAAGAAAAUGAAAACGAAA